Messenger RNA from Pneumocystis murina B123, 948 nucleotides. RefSeq lists its product as hypothetical. The transcript is spliced from 2 exons. Bases 1 to 717 code for a protein of 238 amino acids. Lineage: Eukaryota; Fungi; Ascomycota; Pneumocystomycetes; Pneumocystales; Pneumocystaceae. The record is from RefSeq and is a predicted model, not a curated record.
AUGGUUUGUUUAUCUAUAGAAGAAAAAGAUAUCUUUUAUAUUCACGAGCCUAUUCCUACUAGGAGCGGUUAUGAAGCUCUGGAAGUUACUUUGCAUACAUCAGAUACAACAAAUCAACAAGCUUUUUUAGAUCUUUCAGAGGAAACAGAACAAAUAAUACGAUCAGCUAUGAAACAUCUUGAUAUAUUUGGUGAACGUAUAGAAAUGGCGAAAUUGUUGCUUCCUAAAUGUGAUUUUAUACAAACUAUAAGCUCAGAUCAAACUAUGAAUAUUACAACAAAUAAUUUGAAAUUUACGAGUCAACUAGUAAAAGAUAUAUUAAAGUUAAGAGAUGAUAUACGGGAAAUGAAAAGGCAUUUUAUAUUUUUAAAGAAACCUCAUUCAAUAUUGUAUUUAAAACAAAAAUCUAAAAUAUUAAAAAAAAAAAAUAAUAUAACCAUUUCUUUAAAUGGUGCUAAAAAAAAUCUUGAAAAAGAGAAAUCCUCAAAAGAAGGAUUCAAAAUAUUUGAAAAACAAUUAAUGGCACGGUUUCCUAGAUUAUAUUCAGAAUUAUCUAUUUCACAAAUAGAAACAUCAAAUUUGAUUAAUUUGGAAAAAACAGAUUCAGACUUUAGUAAUUCCGCAUUAGCUACUGCAGGUCACUGUAAAAUAAAUGAUGCAUUAUUUUUUGACAAUAAAAUAUUAGACACUGGAAUUUCUUAUGAGUUUAUACAAUAAUUUUAUCGAGAAUUAAAUUGAGACAUCUUUUAAAAACGGAAAUAAACUUUUAUCGUUUUUUUUGAUGCGAAUAAUGAUAUUAAGAAUAUAGACACAUGCUUUUUUUAUGUAGGUCCUGAAUUUAUUGGAAGAUUAUUCGAAACUAUAAAAAAAUUAAACAUUGAUUUUUCAUUAAAUAAGAAUUUAUAUAACGUUGAUAAAAAUUAAAAUAGUAAACUUAAAACUAAAACG